GUUGUCUCCGCCUGGACCAAGAGGGAGCCGGAACUCGCUUAGUUUCCAGCGCCAGUGUUUCAUCGUAUUUUGGACCGGAGAGAUGAGGCGGAAGGAGAAGAGGCUGCUGCAGUUCGCCGGGCUGCUCAUAGCGGCUCUUCUUUUCCUGCCCAACGUCGGUCUGUGGUCUUUGUACAGAGACCGAGUGUUUGACAACUCGCCCGACACGGCGGACGGACCGGGCGGCAUCCCGCUAAUACAGCAGAUGACCCGGUUGGGAAAGGAGGCCCAGGUCGGGCGUGACGGCGUGCGGAGGAAAGACUGGACCGACUACGAGGCUGUGAGGAGAGACGCCGCUCGCUCUGGAAACGGUGAGCAGGGGAAAGCGUUCCCUCUGACAGAGGCUGACCGGGUCGACCAGGCCUACAGGGAGAACGGCUUCAACAUUUAUGUCAGUGACCGCAUCUCCCUGAACCGCUCCCUCCCAGACAUCCGCCACCCAAACUGCAAACAGAAGCUGUAUGCGGAGAAGCUGCCCAACACCAGCAUCAUCAUCCCGUUCCAUAACGAGGGCUGGUCAUCGCUGCUGAGGACCGUGCACAGCGUGCUCAACCGCUCGCCGCCACAGCUCAUCGCAGAGGUCAUCCUGGUCGACGACUUCAGCGAUAAAGAGCACCUAAAGGUGGCGCUAGAGGAGUACAUGGUGCGGAUGCCUAAGGUUCGCAUCCUGAGGACCAAGAAGAGGGAGGGGCUGAUCAGGACUCGCCUGCUGGGAGCCGCUGCUGCCAAGGGAGAAGUCAUCACCUUCCUGGACUCCCACUGUGAGGCCAACGUCAACUGGCUGCCUCCACUGCUGGAUCGAAUCACCCAGAACCGGAAGUCCAUUGUGUGUCCGAUGAUCGAUGUGAUCGACCACGACAACUUUGGCUACGAGACGCAGGCAGGCGACGCCAUGCGGGGGGCCUUUGACUGGGAAAUGUACUACAAACGUAUCCCCAUCCCUUCAGAGCUGCAGAAGGAAGACCCCAGUGAGCCCUAUGAGUCUCCAGUCAUGGCAGGUGGGCUGUUUGCUGUGGACAGGAAGUGGUUCUGGGAGCUGGGAGGAUACGACACGGGUCUGGAGAUCUGGGGUGGAGAACAGUACGAGAUCUCCUUCAAGGUGUGGAUGUGUGGUGGUCGGAUGGAGGACAUCCCCUGCUCCAGGGUAGGACAUAUCUACAGGAAGUAUGUCCCAUACAAGAUUCCUGGUGGAAUCAGCUUGGCAAAGAACCUGAAGCGCGUGGCAGAGGUCUGGAUGGACGAGUACGCCGAGUACAUCUACCAGCGUCGGCCGGAGUACCGCCACCUGUCUGCAGGAGACAUGACGGUGCAGAAAGAGCUGAGGAACAGCCUCAACUGCAAGAGCUUCAAGUGGUUCAUGAGCGAGGUGGCCUGGGACCUGCCCAAACAUUACCCGCCUGUGGAGCCUCCUGCUGCUGCCUGGGGAGAGCUGCGUAACGUAGGCAGCGACAUGUGUAUGGAGAGCAAAUACUUUGUGUCGGGAAGUCUCCUCCGCCUGGAGAGCUGUGUGAAGGGGCGAAGUGAGACGAGCUGGAGCCACGGGCAGGUAUUUACGUUUGGCUGGAGGGAGGACAUUCGGGUGGGCGACCCUGUGCACACCAGGAAGGUUUGCUUCGACGCCAUCUCCCACAACAGCCCCGUCACCCUGUACGACUGCCACGGCAUGAAGGGGAACCAGCUGUGGCGCUACAGAAAGGAUAAGAGCCUGUAUCACCCGGUCAGUAACAGCUGUAUAGACAGCAGUCCGACGGAGCGCCGUGUCUUCAUGAACACUUGUGACCCCAGCUCUCCCAGCCAGCAGUGGCUGUUUGAGAGAACUAACUCCACGGUGCUGGAGCACUUCAACCACGGCAACAACUGAGGCCGCCGGACGGAGAAAUGACCCUUCGUCUGAAAGAAUGAGAUCAUUAUUAGGCAAUGAUUGCCUUCGACUAGAAAUGUUUCCUGGUGUGAAGGAGCAAGGCAGCGUGCCAGCCAAGAGCAAAGAGUCCAGCGGUUCAAAUCAAACCAAACAGCCAGUGCUUGAUGAUGAAGAGGAGGAUGGGGAACGAGGUGGCAGUGUGACUGCCCAGCAUUGCGGGAGCCAAGAGGAGAUGAAGUGGCGCUCUUGCAUACAACUGAACUGAACGACAACUUGGACCCUUAAAAACUCCCAAGAAGCAAAUGUUUGGAAAGACUGUCUCUUCUUGUAUUGGUGCUGGUGUAAAGCUAUGUCAAACACAGCUACUACCGGAUGCAAGCAGCAUCUCUUAGUUCUUUUCUUUUGCCUUAAUAUUUUCAGCAGUGGGAAUAUUUGCGUAUUACACGUUCAGCCAAGACACCACAGGAUCAUAUCACGGGAAUCUGCAUUUGGGAGUUUCUGCCACCUGGCAUCUUUGCACAAAUGACAGUCCCAAAUUAC
Messenger RNA from Myripristis murdjan (pinecone soldierfish), 2440 nucleotides. RefSeq names its product polypeptide N-acetylgalactosaminyltransferase 10-like. The record is from RefSeq and is a predicted model, not a curated record. The transcript has 14 exons. Gene Ontology annotation, biological process: protein O-linked glycosylation. Gene Ontology annotation, cellular component: Golgi apparatus. Lineage: Eukaryota; Metazoa; Chordata; Actinopteri; Holocentriformes; Holocentridae. The coding region runs from base 83 to 1900 and encodes 605 amino acids. Gene Ontology annotation, molecular function: polypeptide N-acetylgalactosaminyltransferase activity.